Molecule: messenger RNA, 1647 nt
Organism: Plasmodium fragile
Lineage: Eukaryota; Apicomplexa; Aconoidasida; Haemosporida; Plasmodiidae
Exons: 1
Coding region: 1-1647 (548 amino acids)
Source: RefSeq, a predicted model, not a curated record
AUGGUUAACCAUCACAACCAUGAUGAACAGUACAGCGCAGAAAAGUCCGAAGAAAAAAAAAAUGAGGAAUCCUGUCAAAUAAAUGAAUCGACUGUAUGUCCUCCCAGCACUGGUAAUGGAACGCCAGGUCUUUUAGAAACCAUUCAUAAUGGCGACGAUUCGCAUUACCGGAGGGAAGAUUUUGUGGACGAGGAGCGCAAUUUGCUUGGGGAGCUACGAAGCCAGCAUGAUGAUGCCAUAACAAGUGAGCAUUCUAAGGAAGAAUCAGACAUAAGCGAAACGGGGCAUGCCCCAGACAGUGACAUCAAAAGUGAUACCAAAAGAGGCAAUAAAAGUGGCAAUAAAAGGGACACCGAAAAUGGUGACCACGGGGAGGUAGCCUGGAAUGAACUGAGCAGACAGGAAUCACGCGAGGAUGCGGUUGACCACGUCCAGGGAAGUGAAGACCACAACAGUAGCAAGCAGUUAAAUAACGCGCAUACAAUAAAAAUGGACGAAGCGAAAGGGGUUCACGAUAAAUUCCAAAUUGAGGGCUCUUAUGUACCGCCAAGCGACGCGGCAGAUGCUCUACAAAUCGAGGAGGAUGAGUUGCAGGAAGAAACUGAUGAUGGAUCUUUAAGCGGCACAAUAUAUGGAUCAAUAGUUGGCUCCUUAAAUAGUUACCAAAUAGGCUCCCACAACGUGGCCCAAAGUAGCCUUGUAAAAAAUUCCUCAGAUGAAGACCAAGACGAAACCGUGGAAGCGGUCGUAGCAAAAGAAGAUAUGAUCAACAUUACCAGACUUUAUCACACGGGCAUAAACAAAAUAGAAGCAGUCAUCGCCCUUUACAGGUACUACAAAAACAAUUUCAAUCAACGGUUCAGGGAGCAAAUGAACAAAUACAACCCACUUAUUUACUUCUGUAGUAACAAUAACUUUGAAAAUCACAUCAGUGUGGAUUAUAUUAAUUAUAAAGACAAAAUGAAUGAAAUAAGAACUGAAAGAUUGUCGAGGCUUGUACUUUAUAUAGAGGACAUACACAAAAUAAAACAAGCUCUAAAGGUUAAACAGCAUAAUGAAAUUCAAUUGGAGGAUGACGAAAAGAAAGAAUAUUUUUACGAUGCCUAUGAAGACAUAGAAGACUUCUUCAUUUUUGAUAACACCGUCUCGUAUCUUAAUAAUGACGUGGAAAGCAUUUUUUCCGAAGGUGAAAAUUCUUCAUUUUUUAAAGAUGAUGCAAGCAUAGAUAAUUUCUUAGAAGAGCAGAAAAAUAAAAUCAAUGACGAAUUUAAUAUGCUAAAUUUAUUUAAUCGUUUUUCUUUAAAAAAUUAUUAUAUGUUCGAUAUUAAUAAAAAUUUGUGUGCAAUAUAUGCGCGCACCCCUAUGAUAAUUAAAAAGUUUGCGGAAAAAAUCAACUCCUAUAGCAGCCCAGAAAAAACGGACGCCAACUUGGAUGACACAAAGCAAGACGAAGUAAACUUUCCAAGUGAACAUAAUAAUAAGGAAAAUUAUAAUUACUAUCCUGCUGCUGUUUCUCGUGAAAAUAAUCAAAAUUUGGAUGCCUACAUUCAGUUUCAUUGCGAUAAAUGGCAAGAAAAUGUGUACGACAUAGUUGAAGUAAAUAGCCUCGAAUUUGAUUUUAAUCGUUUAAGGUGCAACAUAAUGUAA